GAUAACCCCAUCCCAAGAAACUUAUCACCAUGUUGAAUUCUAUCAGUACCAAAUAAGGAGAUGAGCAAUAUCAUUAUCAUAUUCUCAGCCGCCCAUUUCCUUUCUGCUUCUUCCUGAAAGCUAAGAAGAAGAGGAUUAGCGUGUUGCUUCUGCUAUGCUUCACCUUCAACCUCGCGGAGGACUCUUCUCGUACAGUUUCAGUAGCUGUAGCUGUAAGUUGAACAAUCUUCUGGUGAUAAUGGCGUCUUCCAAGCAUUUACUGCACACUUCCUUGAAGUCCUCCUUCAUAGUCGCGCCGAAACCGGUUUUGAAUUCCAUAGCGCCCUCAGCUCCUUCCCGUCUCAUCUUCUCUGCAUUUGCUUCCAAACCCGUCUCCCCCGCUCGGCAGGCGUCCCGUUUGUACUACGGGGCUCAUCCCGUUCCCCCGCCAGUUACCCUGGAAGAUGGCCCCGAGGGGAAAUCCUCGCGAUUGAACUUGUUGAACCAGAAACUUAAGGAGAUCGGUAUAGAUAGUGUUUCGUGUGCCCCUGGGCAGUACUCUGGAUUGCAUUGUCCAAUGUGCAAAGGCGGGGACAAUAAUGAGAGGAGCUUAUCUCUUUAUAUUGAUCCUAAAGGGGAUGCAGCUUUAUGGACCUGCUUUCGAGGUAAAUGUGGCUGGAGAGGCAGCACAAAGGCAUUGGGAGAUACAAAGUCAACAGAUGGAGAUAUGAAGAAGAGCUUGAAAUCAAAUAAGAAAUACAGACAGUUAGAUGAGCAAAGUUUGAGAUUGGAACCUCUAAGUAGCGAGCUACUUGCAUACUUUUCCCAGCGAAUGAUUUCUGGGGAAACCUUGCGGAGAAAUGGUGUCAUGCAGCAUAAAGCCUAUAAUCAGAUUGUUAUUGCAUUUCCUUAUCGGAGGAAUGGCGAAAUUGUAAGCUGCAAAUACCGGGAUAUAAACAAAAAAUUUUGGCAGGAAAGUGACACUGAAAAGAUACUUUAUGGAUUGGAUGAUAUAACGGGAGCAAGUGAUAUAAUUAUCGUUGAGGGUGAGAUGGACAAGCUUGCAAUGGAAGAAGCUGGUUUUCGUAAUUGUGUCAGUGUCCCUGACGGUGCUCCUGCAUCAGUUUCCAAAAAAGAUUUGCCACCCGAGGAUCAGGACACAAAGUAUCAAUAUCUUUGGAACUGCAAAGAAUUCUUUGAAAAGGCAUCUCGUAUAAUACUUGCAACUGAUGGGGAUCCACCUGGCCAGGCUCUAGCUGAAGAACUUGCCCGCCGUUUAGGGAGAGAAAGGUGCUGGCGAGUGAAAUGGCCUAAGAAGAUUAAUGGGGAUUGCAAAGAUGCAAAUGAGGUGCUUAUGUAUCUGGGACCUGAUGAAUUGAGGGGGGUCAUUGAAAAUGCUGAGCUAUAUCCCAUAAAAGGGUUGUUCAACUUCAGAGACUAUUUUGAUGAGAUUGAUUCAUACUAUUAUCAAACAGUUGCUUUUGAUCUUGGGGUUUCAACUGGAUGGAGAGGCCUAAAUGAACUAUACAAUGUUGUGCCUGGAGAGUUGACGGUUGUUACAGGAGUUCCUAAUUCAGGCAAGAGUGAGUGGAUUGAUGCUCUCCUAUGCAAUCUUAACCGAAGUGUCGGCUGGAAAUUCGUUCUUUGCUCUAUGGAGAAUAAGGUUCGGGAGCAUGCUAGGAAACUUUUGGAGAAACACAUAAGGAAGCCUUUCUUCAAUGUCAGGUAUGGAAAUGAGGCUGAACGGAUGAGCGUUGAGGAAUUCGAGCGGGGAAAGGAAUGGCUCAGUGAUACAUUUUCUCUCAUAAGGUGUGAAAAUGAUUCUCUACCAAAUAUAGAUUGGGUUCUUAAACUUGCAAAGGCAGCAGUUCUGAGACACGGGGUGAAUGGACUUGUAAUUGAUCCAUAUAAUGAGCUUGAUCAUCAACGUGCUCCUAGCCAGACUGAAACAGAGUAUGUUAGUCAGAUGCUCACAAAGAUUAAACGGUUUGCUCAACACCAUUCUUGUCAUGUUUGGUUUGUAGCACAUCCACGUCAGUUGCAUCAUUGGGUUGGAGGUCCUCCGAAUCUAUAUGAUAUUAGCGGAAGUGCACAUUUCAUAAACAAAUGUGACAAUGGAAUUGUUAUUCAUCGGAAUAGGGAUCCUGAGGCUGGCCCUUUGGAUCUAGUACAGGUUUGUGUAAGAAAGGUACGCAACAAGGUUAUAGGAACUAUUGGAGAUGCCUUCUUGUCAUAUAGCAGGCUUACUGGUGAAUUUAUGGACAUUGAUGAAAGCCCAAAACAAAAAAAGAAAUCUUGAGCAAUGAGUUGCUGCUAUUCUGUGUUUGCGGAACUGUGCCAGUCUUGUGGAUGCGGUAGUUGACCUCUGCAUAAGCCAUUGGCUCUGGUGGAAUGCUGCCACCUGUAGAGUAAAUUAGCAACAAGAAAUUCAACUGUAUAUUGUUACUUGUUAGUCAUUGAAUGUAUUGUUAUAUGUGACUUUUUAUUUAUUUAUUUUUUCCAUUGAGCCUAGGUUGUAGCCUUGUCCUGUCCUCUUCAAACUCCAAUUCUCAGUGGCCUUUCUUUCUGAGAAGUUCUGAUUUUGUUGAUGUUACUAUGCCCAUUCUUAGUAGAUGCUGGGCCAAUUUUUGUUUAGUACGAUGUAUGGAUUGUACAUGGAAUCCUAUAUCUAAAUUCUGAUUUUCCAAGAAUAUUUUAUUUUUACAUAUUGGAAUUAA
This is a messenger RNA of Ipomoea triloba (trilobed morning glory), 2696 nucleotides long. Its product is annotated as twinkle homolog protein, chloroplastic/mitochondrial. NCBI's taxonomy places the organism in Eukaryota, Viridiplantae, Streptophyta, Magnoliopsida, Solanales, Convolvulaceae. The coding region runs from base 155 to 2278 and encodes 707 amino acids. Gene Ontology annotation, molecular function: ATP binding; single-stranded DNA binding; 5'-3' DNA helicase activity. The record is from RefSeq and is a predicted model, not a curated record. The transcript is spliced from 21 exons. Gene Ontology annotation, biological process: DNA replication.